Molecule: messenger RNA, 444 nt
Organism: Dovyalis caffra
Lineage: Eukaryota; Viridiplantae; Streptophyta; Magnoliopsida; Malpighiales; Salicaceae
Source: the annotation of a GenBank genome assembly
AUGGACGCCAAAAUCUCAUCUCAAAAUCAAAAUCAGAAUAAGGUAUUACACGUAUCAACCACCCUUUACCCACAAUUCAAACUGCCAGAUGACUGGGUCGUCGGGCGACGCUGCCGCAGCAAACGAGGCAACCGCCGUAGAUAUAAGGACAAGGGAAGUGUGUGGAGAGCAACACUCGCUAUCUCACCAAAUAUGGUGUCAAACACCGUAGUCCUAAACAAUGACUGGUACCCAUUUGGAGCUGCGUGGAAGUUGCAGAUUUUGUAUUUGGAAGUUCUUCCUGCGAAUUGCAUGUUGCGUGUGGAACACUACAUUGAGCCGGAAACUGGAAAGCGGUUCCAUUCCCUGAGAUCUGUUUCGAAAAACCUUACAGAAGUGAAAGAACAUACAGCUACACUGGAAGCACUAAAAGCAGGAGAUCAUUUUAGUGUGAGUAAAGAAUGA